AUGGCGGAGGGCCCCGCCGCCGCCACCAUCGCGGCGUCCAGCUACGAGGUCGACCUCGGCAACCUCAUGACGUACGACCCGUCGCUCCACAUCGCCGCCGCCUCCAGGGAGGAGCUGAGGCAGGAGUGCCUGCGGAAGGGUACGGAUCUGGCGCAGGCGUUGGCGGACGCCCUCUUCGCGCUGCCGCCCAACGAGGACCGCGACGGUCCCAUCGUCCACCUCCCGCUGCCCACCGUCCGACUCCCGCGCGAAAAGCAUGUGAGAACCUGA
Messenger RNA from Miscanthus lutarioriparius, 270 nucleotides. The record is from the annotation of a GenBank genome assembly. NCBI's taxonomy places the organism in Eukaryota, Viridiplantae, Streptophyta, Magnoliopsida, Poales, Poaceae.